CUCAAUCGAUGAUUAACGAAUAAUUUAUGAUUCAGUUUAAAAUAUAAAGUAUUCGGUAACGACUAACAACCGUAACCGACUAUAUUUUAGUGUUUACUAUUUUUUCUUCGUUUCUGUUCCAAGCCCUUAUACGCGAUGCGUCUGAUCAUAAAUCGACCAGAGCGGGUAGCAGAAGACAACGACGUCAAUGCCGUGGUGACCGAUCAACAGGCAGUACACCUGUUGCCGUGCAAGAUUCACACGCGCGAACCAGAUAAUGACCGCCAGACGACGACAGCUCCGGUUGAUCGAUACUUUAGUCCGUACACCAAAGCCACAAUGGAUGAUGAAGCCGCUUUGUGGCACGCGUCAUUGCGUGGUAAGCCAUUAACGGGCGUUAAACUCAGUAUGCCCGAUGGCUAUGUCGGUGUAUUGUGCGUCGGCGAGAAGGAUGAUGGCAGUCGUAAUACAGUCGAUGAUUCUACAACUGCUGCUGUUACAGGGGAAAUAACUGAACAACUGAUGUACUGGAAUUGGGACCGAAUUCCGACGCAUGAAGACCCGCUGCUGUCAGCACUUGACUGGGUUCGGGUAUCUGAAGCCAUCAUGACCAACAAUGACUGACACUUUUAUUUUGUAUGUUCCUACAAUAAUGCUUGCAUUUAUUUUUUCAAUUUAUUUUUCAUUACAAACAUAAACCUUUUUCAUUCUAAUUUUUAAAUACUAAUAAUUAGUAUUUAAUAUU
Molecule: messenger RNA, 724 nt
Organism: Rhopalosiphum maidis (corn leaf aphid)
Lineage: Eukaryota; Metazoa; Arthropoda; Insecta; Hemiptera; Aphididae
Product: ribonuclease H2 subunit C
Exons: 1
Coding region: 136-603 (155 amino acids)
Biological process (GO): RNA catabolic process
Cellular component (GO): ribonuclease H2 complex
Source: RefSeq, a predicted model, not a curated record